Messenger RNA from Priceomyces carsonii, 2322 nucleotides. It is a transcript of the gene WAR1, whose product is annotated as War1p. Gene Ontology annotation, molecular function: transcription cis-regulatory region binding; DNA-binding transcription factor activity, RNA polymerase II-specific; zinc ion binding. Gene Ontology annotation, cellular component: nucleus. NCBI's taxonomy places the organism in Eukaryota, Fungi, Ascomycota, Pichiomycetes, Serinales, Debaryomycetaceae. The coding region runs from base 1 to 2322 and encodes 773 amino acids. The record is from RefSeq and is a predicted model, not a curated record. Gene Ontology annotation, biological process: regulation of DNA-templated transcription; DNA-templated transcription. The transcript has a single exon.
AUGUCAACUGAAAACACCCCAUCUUCAGUGGAGUCUACUCCAACAGCAUCAUGGCUACAAAAUGAUCAAAAAGAUGACAGCAAAGGUAAUGAUAUAUCGGAGAAUAGUUUGAAACCUAAAUCAACUAGAAGAUCAGUGGCAUGUAAAAGUUGCCAUGCUUUGAAAGUGAAGUGUAUGCCGGCAGAUGAAAACAAUCCUGCUGGUCCUUGUAUCCGAUGCUUGAAGUCAAAAAGAAAAUGUGAGAUAGACCUCACACAGACGAGGAAGCGAAGGAAAAAGGCAGACAAUAAUGGAGAUGGAGUCACAACACCAAUAAAUGCUACCAAACAAGAAAAAAUGUUGUCAAAACUACAAGCUCAGAAUGAAGAAUUAAGAUCUCAGAUUCGAAACCUAAAUCACAAAUUGAUUCGACAGGAACAAAAUAAUAACAAUGGAUCAUCAGGUUCAGAAGAUAGAUACAUUUCUAAGAAUGACUUGGAAAGGGAAUUGAGUGUUUUUUGCCAAAGCAGUUCCUCUAAGCUUACUGAAAUGACUAAUUCAUUGAAGUACACUGCUGAAAGAAGAAGAGAAUUAUUAUCACGGAGUCAGAAUCCUGAUUUGAUAAGCAGUGGUAUGAUUACAAAAGAAGAAGCAGCUUCUAGAUUAAAGAUGUAUAGAGAAAUGAUAUACGCUGCAUAUCCACUUAUUGAUGUGCCUGAAUCCAUGACCGUUGAAGAUUUACAAGCACACCAACCAUUUUUGCUUAACGCAAUAAUUUCAAUCACAACUUCAAUCAGCACGGACAGUGAAAAUAUAGAUAGAGCGUUGGAAAUAGACAAUGAAGCCGUCAAGAGUAUAGUGACCGAAGUUCUUGUCGCAGGUUCGAAGUCAGAUGAACUAAUAAAAAGUUUGGUAUUGCUAUGCUUAUGGUACAAUACCCCGGAUCUUUUUAGACAUCGUCGUUAUCAUUUGUUAAACUCAAUUUCUGUUUCAUUGAUGCAUGAUUUGGGUAUUAUAGCCCGACCUUUUCAUAACUUCAAACAAGUCGCAGACACAGUCAAGCCUCUUGACGUACCUAAUCCCAAUAAAGUUGAGUAUAGGAAGAUAGUAAUGGUCUUAUACUUUACAACUGUCAGUGUUUGUUUAAUUUUAAGGCGAACAAUUUAUGUCAGGUGGACCCAAUUUGUUGAAGAAUGUUGCUCCGAGAUAGAAAAGAAUAACGACACAAAUUCCCAGAACCUCGCUCUUCUUUCAAGACUCAGUUAUCAACUCGAAAGAAUACAUCAUAUCGUACAUGCAGUCGACUCCUCAGAGAAGAGGAAAUCAACAUCAGAGUAUGUAAUAAGAGAGUUGCAGAGUAACUUGAGUGCGCUUAGAUCGAAGAUUCAUCCUGACGAUCAUGCUUUCUUGGCUUAUUACUUUUCUAUUGAAGCGUAUUUGCAUGAACCAGUUCUAAGUGAGAUAGUUGAAGAUACGUCAAGACUCCCCGAAAAUUCGGUUAGAUCAAUAUCAAACUGCACUACGUCAUGUUUAAAUGCCAUCGAUGAGUUCAACAAGAUGUCUCCCAAUGAUAUUGCCUUAAUGCCAUUGUUUUAUGCUUCUCGAAUAAUAUAUACAGCAGGGAUGCUUCUACGACUCAGAUAUUUGAUUUUGUCUCUACCCUCAUACAUAGAGAGAGAUUUGGUACCCCAAGAUGCUGUUACGUCAUUACAUAAACUAACAGCUUUAAUAGAAAAAGCUGCCAAUCUUCAUACUCUUAAUCAUUUCUUGAAGAAAAUUAGAUUGGUUUUACAUUUAUUUAUACAGACUUAUGCCACACAAGUGCAAGAAUUAAUCCAUAAGCAUGGAGAAACACCUCAAAAUUUUAAACCAACGAGAAGAGAGAUAUCUGAGAUGGACCAGCUAAACGAGCUAAUGUUAAAUAUCGAUAAGAAAGACCCGACGAACGCACUAGGAUCUAAUACUUCUGCAGCAGAAUCAAGAGGAGAUUUGAGUGGUGAAACUCCCAGAGCACAUGAUAUCUCCCAGCCACCUGAUGAGAGCUUUCAUAGAACUUCACUAAGUAUUCCUAAUAUGGUUUCCAAUCAAAUGCAACCUCCUCAAUUUAGAAGUGGCAUAUCACCUUCUUUUGUGAAUGGCGAUGGUCAAAGCUUCGAUAAUAAUAUGAAUGUCCUCAACCCUCCAUAUGAUAUCGCUAAUGCAGAUCAACUCGAAAAUUCAUUCCUUGCACUUAAUGAUGAAUUUUGGGUCAAUUUACUUAGCACAGAUAGUGAAAAGCUAAAUUUUUCGAAUAAUAACGAAGGCAAGACGGCUUCUGAAGAGGUUUUUUUCAUGAACAAUUAA